Messenger RNA from Penaeus monodon (black tiger shrimp), 741 nucleotides. RefSeq lists its product as uncharacterized. The transcript has a single exon. The coding region runs from base 1 to 741 and encodes 246 amino acids. Lineage: Eukaryota; Metazoa; Arthropoda; Malacostraca; Decapoda; Penaeidae. Gene Ontology annotation, cellular component: nucleus. Gene Ontology annotation, biological process: chromatin remodeling. The record is from RefSeq and is a predicted model, not a curated record.
AUGAAUCAGGGGGAACAUUUAUUUCAAGAUAUGGCUAGGGCGUCCCCCGUAGGCGACGCGCGAGGACAUCGCCGUACACUGGUGAGAAAUGGACAGCGGCUACUGUAUCAAGAGCGAAUGCGGCUAAAGAAGUUAGCUCAAAGGAGGGGGGAGAGGCAGAAGAAAGAAAAUGAGACGAUAGGUUUGAAGAUUGAAACACUGAAUGUGGGGAGUAUGACAGCGAGGAGCCACGAACUGGUGGACCUGAUGGAGAGGAGAAAGAUAAGAAUCAUGUGCUUGCAGGAGACAAAGUGGAAGGGGAGUAAGGCCAAAGAACUUGGAAACGGAUUUAAACUGUUCUACAUGGGAGACGAUGGAAGAAAGAAUGGAGUUGGAAUUGUUUUGGAUGAGGAACUCAAGAAGGGGGUACUAGAAGUGACAAGAUCUUCAGACCGAAUCAUCUGGCUUAAGAUGGAGAUGGGUAAACUGGUGGUGAACAUCAUGAGUGUGUAUGCGGCGCAACAAGGUUGUGCAGACGAAGAGAAGGAGAAGUUUUGGGAGGAGUUGGACGAAGAAGUGAGAAAAAUUCCAGCUGAGGAGAAACUAUGGAUAGGGGGUGAUUUCAAUGGACACGUUGGUGCUGAUAACACAGGCAGAGAAGAGACGAUGGGCAAAUUUGGUUAUGGUACUAAGAAUGAUGGUGGAGAAGAACUCGUGACAUUCGCGAUGAGGCAUAAUUUGUGGAUCGUUAACACGUUCUAA